CAAAUUGCAACCUUGCAACGAGACGCUACCCCAUCCUACCGUCCGAAGAGACAAAUUUUGACAGAAAUUACCUCUUGAUUUCACCAUGGGAUGUUGUUUUUCUGGUGGUGAUGGAAAACUGGCUGAGCAAGAGGAACCUGCCCCUCAAUUUAGUUGGGAAAAGAGAGAAAAACUCGACAUCAAGGACUUCACCUUCGCUGACCUGAAGGGCGAGGAGGUCGGCAAGGUUCCGGGGAAGAUAAAUGGCCAGAGAUUCAUCAUCAAGAAUUGUGAGGAUUGUACCAUAUAUCUGUUUGAUCACAUGGCAACGAUCACCGUGGAUGAUUGCACGAACUGCAGGCUAUUUGUAGGACCAAACAAAGGAAGUAUUUUCCUGAGGAACUGCAGCUCGAUGAAAUGUGUGAUCGCCUGCCAGCAGUUCAGGACGAGAGAUUGCAAAUCAAUAGAAACGCUUUUGCACUGCGAUUCCAAGCCUAUCAUAGAGUCGUCAAUAAAAAUGAAGUUUGGCUGCUUCCAGUUCUACUACCCAGAGCUGUACGACCAAUUCAAGGCUGCUGGACUGAAGGCUUUCAGUAACACAUGGAGUAAUAUACACGAUUACACACCAGUCCCUGGGGAAGAAAACUGGUCCCUCUUGCCAGAGGAUUUGAAUGUGGAGGAGUUCUUACCGUUACCCAAGUCCGAAGAACUAGUUGCCGUGGGAGCAUCGUUAAACCCUGAGAAGAGCGUUGUCCCCAUUACACACGGAACAAGAAGACGUGUGGGAGAUCUGACGUGUCUGAUGUUGGUGUUUAGGAACGAGCAUUCUGACGAAAGGAUUAGAGCCAUCAUAAGAGAGGUUCACAAAUCUAGUGACUGUGUGCUGCUGAACACUAGACAAACUAAAUUGAAUGAGCAAGAUGUGACGAGGAUGUUCGGGGGAAACCCUGUGCAUAAGGAAGCUACGAAGAAAGGCCUUGUCACAUCACUUGAAGUCAAUGGCACGGACACGAUAAACAAAUGCCGGAGCAUCAUAGAGCAGGUUGCAGGAGACUGCGUCGUAUACCUAUCCGCAGAUCAGGAAGCGGCUUCCCGCGAUCACGACAACUGGGUCAAUUUCAUCGAUUCCCAGAUGACCAUGUGAGCUGGAAGCCAUUGAUUGAUUGUUGAUAGAGGCUGUCAUCUUAGAUUUCAUUGAUUUAAGUCCCACGUGCAGUGACUUGUGUUGGGUGUUGGGCUGCCCCAUGUAGUCCCAUAUAGAGUGGAUUGUGUAAGUAGGAAGGGGCUGUGUAGUCCGAUAUGGGGUGGAUUCAUGCAAGUCGUGGGGGGCUUGUGUAGUCCCGCCUGCUGUGUUUUGAGUAAGGAGGCCUUGCAUGGCAAUAUUGGCAUGCAGUUCGCUUAUUUUAAUAUUUGAAAGGGUUUGUGACUCAUUCAAAGAAAAUUGCAGUACUUGAUAAGAAUAUCUUGUAUUCAAGGCCCAUCUCACUGUCUGUAGGGAGAUGCAUAGGUGACUUCUCACGUCAGUAAUGUGGAUUUGACGAAAAUUUCCUUGUGUGUCACCAAUCGUACAUGUAUGUAUGAUGGUGCCUACAGGAUUGCGCGGCCGAUUGUGACAAAAACGUCUUUAUUGAAUGUAUAUUUAUAAUAGUGUUUGAUGCAAAUUUAGUUGCAAAAUCAUAAUUAUUUGAUUGAUAAGAUUGAGCUGUUAGAUUUUAAAAUGCUUGUGUGAUGAUUGAAAGUAUUUAUGGACUUUUCAUUUAGUGGUUUGAUAGAUACAAAUAAUGCACAGGUAUGAGAGUGUGAGUGGCCAUGCAGCACAUCAAGAGUUUUAUUAUGUGUGAGAAGCAUGAGGCACUUGCGCCAAAUAUUCAUUUGUAAUAACCGAGAUGCCUGCAUCAGCUCAUUACCUUUCCAAUUUCAAUCUGUGCAUUAUUUGUUUUAUAAAUUGGUUCAGCAUUUUGAAUCUGAAGGAAAGAAUAUG
Messenger RNA from Lytechinus variegatus (green sea urchin), 1960 nucleotides. Its product is annotated as protein XRP2-like. Gene Ontology annotation, molecular function: GTPase activator activity. Gene Ontology annotation, cellular component: periciliary membrane compartment; cilium. Gene Ontology annotation, biological process: post-Golgi vesicle-mediated transport. The record is from RefSeq and is a predicted model, not a curated record. The transcript has 9 exons. Lineage: Eukaryota; Metazoa; Echinodermata; Echinoidea; Temnopleuroida; Toxopneustidae. Bases 86 to 1123 code for a protein of 345 amino acids.